Molecule: messenger RNA, 1062 nt
Organism: Arctia plantaginis
Lineage: Eukaryota; Metazoa; Arthropoda; Insecta; Lepidoptera; Erebidae
Source: the annotation of a GenBank genome assembly
AUGAAAGAAAGGUUGCUGUGGUCAGCAAAACAAGGAAUAAACAUGAUUGUGGCAGAAGCUUGGAAAGCGAGCUAUCUUUAUUGGGUCUUGCCAGUUCUCAUCAUUAUCACAAUACUAGCCUUUUUGGGCUUAUUCGGAGCUCUGUUCGCUCUGCGUCUCUUCGCGCAGUACACGUGCGGGCAGUUCCGCAAACCUGUCAGAAUGGACGGGAAAACCGUGAUCGUCACUGGCUGCACCAGCGGAAUCGGGAAGGAGACCGCAAGAGAUCUUGCUAAUAGAGGAGCUAGAGUUAUCAUGGCUUGUAGAAAUGUGGAAGCUGCGACGAAAAUAAAAGAUGAUAUCAUCGACUCAACUAAAAACACGAAAGUAUUCGUCAAGAAAUUGGACCUCAGCUCUUUCGCUUCCAUCCGCGAAUUUGCCGAAGACAUCAACAAAACAGAAGAAAGGCUUGACGUUUUAAUUCAUAACGCAGGCUAUGCAGAAACUUUUAAAAAGAAUCGUUCUGUCGAUGAUAUUGAAAUGACAAUGGAAACUAAUCAUUAUGGGCCGUUUUUACUUACCCAUCUUCUCGUAGACUUGCUGAAGAAAAGCGCACCAGCCAGAGUUGUCGUAGUUGCAUCUUCCUUAUAUCGACUAGCUUCAGUAAACUUAGAGAAUCCAAACCCAGUUGAUUCUUUUCCUGCUUAUGUAUAUUACGCAUCCAAGGAGGCUAAUAUACUUUUUACUAAAGAAUUGGCGCGAAGAUUAGAAGGCACAGGUGUCACGGUAAACUGCCUACAUCCAGGAUUAAUCGAUACUGGUAUCUGGAAGUCCGUUCCGCCACCGCUGAGUUGGGGUCUUUUCUUGAUUAACAAAUGCUUCUUCAAGACCCCGCGUCAAGGAUGUCAAACGACCGUAAUGUUAGCUGCUGAUGAAAAAUUAGAAAAAGAAUCUGGAAAGUAUUAUUCUGAUUGCAGAGAGAGUUCAUUGUCGAGUGCAGCUAGUGAUAUGAUUAGGGCCAAGAAACUUUGGGAGAUUUCGGAACGGUUGGUCAAGUUGGACGAGAAUGACCCCAGAAUUUAA